This is a messenger RNA of Colletotrichum destructivum, 2185 nucleotides long. RefSeq names its product Putative calreticulin/calnexin, concanavalin A-like lectin/glucanase domain superfamily. The record is from RefSeq and is a predicted model, not a curated record. The transcript has 4 exons. Gene Ontology annotation, molecular function: calcium ion binding. Gene Ontology annotation, cellular component: endoplasmic reticulum membrane; endoplasmic reticulum. NCBI's taxonomy places the organism in Eukaryota, Fungi, Ascomycota, Sordariomycetes, Glomerellales, Glomerellaceae. Bases 201 to 1916 code for a protein of 571 amino acids. Gene Ontology annotation, biological process: protein folding.
CUCUCCUUGGGAAACUCCUCCUCGAAACACUCCAACCCUCACCAUCCAUCGCGCUGGGAGCAACUCUUUCCUUGUCAUUCAAUUGACAGCCUCUCCCUCUCAACCCAAUAGCUUGAACGCUACUUUCCCCCCCUUCCAGUCACCGACCUGAACUACCUUUACCUAUUGAAGUCGCGACAUCAAUACUCCCUUCGCCCAUCAUGAAGUUCAACGCUGCUGCGUUCUCUGCUGCAGCCCUGCUUGCUGGCAGUGCCUACGCCGACGAUGCCCAGAAGGUCCUGAGUGAGGACAAGACCUCGACUGCCGCUGAGUCUGCCACCUCUGUUGCCCCUAAGCUGGCUACCUUUACUCCUACCACCCUCAAGGCCCCCUUCCUUGAGCAGUUCACCGACGACUGGGAGUCUCGCUGGAGACCCUCCCACGCCAAGAAGGACUCCAAGGACGAUGAGGAAUGGGCCUACGUUGGCGAGUGGGCUGUUGAGGAGCCCACUGUCUACAAGGGCGUUGAGGGCGACAAGGGUCUUGUUGUCAAGAACCCCGCCGCUCACCACGCCAUCUCAGCCAAGUUCCCCAAGAAGAUUGACAACAAGGGCAAGACUCUGGUUGUCCAGUAUGAGGUCAAGCUUCAGAACGGCCUCGAGUGUGGUGGUGCUUACCUCAAGCUCCUUCGCGAGAACAAGGCUCUUCACCAGGAGGAGUUCUCCAACGCCACUCCCUAUGUGAUCAUGUUUGGUCCCGAUAAGUGCGGCCACACCAACAAGGUCCACUUCAUCUUCAACCACAAGAACCCCAAGACGGGCGAGUAUGAGGAGAAGCACCUCACUGCCCCCCCCACUGCUCGCAUUGUCAAGACCACUGAGCUCUACACCCUUAUUGUCCACCCCAACAACACCUUCAUCAUCCAGCAGAACGGCGAGCAGGUCAAGACCGGCUCCCUCCUUGAGGACUUCUCCCCCUCUGUCAACCCUGAGAAGGAGAUUGACGACCCCAAGGACUCCAAGCCUGAGGACUGGGUUGAUGAGGCCCGUAUCGCCGACCCCGAGGCCAAGAAGCCCGAGGACUGGGAUGAGGACGCGCCCUUCGAGAUCGUCGACGAGGAGGCUACCAAGCCUGAGGACUGGCUUGAGGAUGAGCCCCUCACCAUUCCCGACCCCGAGGCCCAGAAGCCCGAGGACUGGGAUGACGAGGAGGACGGUGACUGGGUCGCCCCUACUGUCCCCAACCCCAAGUGCACUGAGGCCUCUGGCUGUGGUCCCUGGACCAAGCCUUUGAAGAAGAACCCCGACUACAAGGGCAAGUGGACCGCGCCUUACAUCGACAACCCUGCCUACAAGGGCGUCUGGGCUCCCCGUAAGAUCAAGAACCCCGACUACUACGAGGACAAGACCCCCGCCAACUUCGAGCCCAUGGGCGCUAUUGGCUUUGAGAUCUGGACCAUGCAGAACGACAUCCUCUUCGACAACAUCUACAUUGGCCACUCCGUCGAGGACGCCGCCAAGCUCGCUGAGGAGACCUUCAAGGAGAAGCACCCCAUUGAGCAGCUCGCCGAGCUCGCCGACAAGCCCAAGGAGGCUGAGAAGCCGAAGUCGCCCAGCGACCUCAAGUUCCUCGACGACCCCGUCCACUUCAUCAAGGAGAAGCUCGAUCUCUUCAUCACCAUUGCCCAGAAGGACCCCAUCCAGGCCGUCAAGUUUGUUCCUGAGGUCGCCGGAGGUAUCGGUGCCCUUCUCGUCACUAUCAUCGCCAUCAUUGUCGGCCUCGCCAGCUCCGGCGGUGCUCCUCCUGCCGCCAAGAAGGCUGCCGCCGACGCCAAGGACAAGGCCAAGGACGUCAAGGACAAGGCUUCCAAGGCUAUUGCCUCUGGCGCUGACGUCGCGAAGGAUGCUACCAAGCGCAACACUCGUAGCUCGUCUUAGACGGGAGUGGCUCGAGAUGGAAUUAUGAAUUAGCUCGCUUUCUCUUUGAUAUUGUCGGCGGCGAUAAAAAGGCCAGAAGGCCACAGGUCUCGUGCCCAUACGGCACCAGGGUGAUAUCAGGACCAAAGAGAAACACGGAUGCUGCUUUUUUUUCAGUUACUCUCCCUCAUUUCGUCUGUUUUUGGGCCCGUUGGGGCACAGACAGAGAGCAUGGCGUAGGUGUAUUCUAGGUAGCUACUGAAAACAAAAGAAGAAGGGAUUGACCAAAC